CAUGAUGCUAUUCCUCAGCGACCUCAAAAUGAGCAAAUUGAAAAGCUCAAGAAGUUCAAGGCUGUGUUGGAACGCAUUUUGAUUUUCUUGCAGCUCAAUAAGCAUGACAUUCAGCUUACUCACAAGGAGAAGUUGUGUUCGGUUGAGAGGCACAUAGGUUUCUUUCUUAGCAAGCCUACUUCUCCUCCUCUGCAGGGGCAACUUCCUCAGUCUUCCAUGCAGCUUCAGCAACCACAAUCUCUUGAUGUUCAAACUAAUCCACCGAUGCAACCUCAACUUCAUCAGGCACUAUCUUCGCAGGCACAAAGUACAGGAGCACAUCAGACAGCUAUGCUGGAGUCCGGUGGGCAAGAUACUGCUUCUAAGUCUGAUUGAUUAGAUGGCAGUUCAGAUGGAAUUGCUUUAUGUAUUAAUAGGUUCUGGUAUUAAUAGGUUGGUUUUUAGUUUUUGUGGAUUGUGUUCUGGUUCUAAACUUGAUGAGCAUUUAGAUUAUGUAAAAUGCUCAAGAACCCAUGCACUAUUGUAAAAUACUUAAAACUUUGUGUGGGAACCCAGGCUAAAAAGGAGAUCUUGAAUUA
This is a messenger RNA of Capsicum annuum, 578 nucleotides long. RefSeq lists its product as uncharacterized. Gene Ontology annotation, molecular function: chromatin DNA binding; transcription coactivator activity. The record is from RefSeq and is a predicted model, not a curated record. NCBI's taxonomy places the organism in Eukaryota, Viridiplantae, Streptophyta, Magnoliopsida, Solanales, Solanaceae.